This is a messenger RNA of Coccidioides immitis RS, 2488 nucleotides long. Its product is annotated as Hsc70 cochaperone. Gene Ontology annotation, molecular function: molecular adaptor activity; protein binding. The coding region runs from base 92 to 1159 and encodes 355 amino acids. Gene Ontology annotation, biological process: post-translational protein targeting to endoplasmic reticulum membrane. The transcript has 3 exons. The record is from RefSeq and is a predicted model, not a curated record. NCBI's taxonomy places the organism in Eukaryota, Fungi, Ascomycota, Eurotiomycetes, Onygenales, Onygenaceae. Gene Ontology annotation, cellular component: TRC complex; membrane.
CUCCUGUUCUUCGACUCUUUGCGAUCUGCUAUUCUUCCAACUUGGAAUCCAGUCGCAGAGCUGCACCAAGUUUACAUUCCCUGUUUAAAAGAUGGCCCUCACGGAAUCAAAGAAAAAACUGGCCUUGGCCAUAAUAGAUUUUCUUAGCACAAGUGCCAAAGAUGGUACUCUCUCCGCCGAAGAUGCCGAGUCAAUGGAGAUUGCCCAGUCAUGCAUCGCCGACGCCUUCAAGGUCGACCCUUCAAACAAGGCCGCCACGCAGGACGCCCUAGGAGGCCAGUCGCUUUUGAGCAUUUAUACAGUGUACGAAAAGCUUAAGGGCAAAGGCACUGCCGCUAAGCCUAGCAAAGAUGCCGGUAGUGAAUCAAAACCUGCUGCCUCUAAACCAACCCCAGGUGCGCCUACCGAGGAAUCGGAUAGAUUGAAGUCAGAGGGCAAUGCGGCAAUGGCUCGUAAAGACUACAUUGGAGCCAUCUCCUUCUACACUAAAGCACUUGAAAUUGCCCCUGCAAACCCAAUUUAUCUGUCCAACCGUGCCGCUGCCUUCUCUGCUUCUGGAAACCAUGCAAGAGCCGUGGAAGACGCUGAGGUGGCUGUGGCUGCUGAUCCGAAAUACGUAAAGGCCUGGAGCAGGCUGGGCCUUGCCAAAUUUGCGCUUGGUGAUGCGAAAGGUGCCGCUGAAGCCUACGAGAAAGGCAUCGAAGCUGAGGGCAACGGUGGGAGCGAGGGUAUGAAAAAGGGCCUGGAGACCGCUAGGAAGCGGAUUGAAGAAAUGGAGAAGAAGGAUAAUGAGCCGCCUGCAGAAGAUGUUGAUGAUGCGGCCGGCUCCACACGCGGUGCUGGCGGCAUGCCUGACCUCUCGUCCCUUGCUAGCAUGCUCGGAGGUGGUGGGGCUGGCGGCGGUGCGGGCGGUGGCAUGCCUGACCUUAGCUCCAUAAUGAACAAUCCGAUGUUUGCCAGCAUGGCACAGAAUAUUAUGAGCAAUCCGGACAUGUUAAACAACCUUAUGAGCAACCCACGCUUGAGACAGAUGGCUGAGAAUUUCGGUGGCGGUCAAGGCGGUCUUCCCGAUAUGUCGAGCCUGAUGAAUGAUCCGAACAUUGCUGAAAUGGCUCGCAAUCUCAUGGGUGGUGGAAGAGGUGCCGGAAGAGGGCAAUAAUUGUAUUACUUCUAAUAAUGGCUGCACUUUGUUUCUCCUUGGAGACCCACGUAUCGACGGCCGUUAUAAGUGACGUGCCACGGCCUUGGGGGUUUGGGCGUUCUAUUUCAAGAUCAUUUACACUUGUCAAGUUGUACCAGAAGCGAGGUUUGGCGAUGGACAAAUGUCUUGAAGAAUACCGCUACCACUAUAAUCUAUAAGUAUGUCACCAUCGGCAUUUUCAAGAGGCUCAAGCUGAAGAGAGACAAUCUUAUUAUUUUCCAGACCGCAGGCCCUAAAAGCUUGCUUGUAUUUACAGUGAAUAUCCAUGAGAAGAGAGGAUGACGCAUCUCGUAAACUAACAAAUCCAACCCCUUUGCAACCAUAUGGGAAGAAAAACCGGUGCAAGUCACAGGCGCCCACGCAUCGAAGGAGACAACGUAAAGAAAUGAAAAGAAAAGGCAUUUAUCCCACCAGAUCAUGAUCUAUAUGGACUCCAAAUAAUAGUGUACAUCGAGGACGGGAAUAGCUCCAAAGGCCAGGGCUAUGCAGGACAAAGAAAGGGAAUCGACAUAAUAGUACUAAAACAGGCAGGGAUUAAACCGUGCAGGAAGGGCAAAGAUGGACCUGGAAAGAAUAAACGACAUUCGCUUCUUUUAUUUUUAUUGAAAGAGAUCAAAAUUGGGACUUCGAUCAUAUAUAGUCCCGGCCGGACUUUUGAAGCUCAAUCAUUCUCCAACCUCUGGUUUCCGGAUUAUUAACGUCCUCCGGAAUUCUGGUCACGCCGAUUGCAUAAGUCACUAAUUGGACUUUAUCUUCCAUACCGGCAGCGAGCUCGUUCGUUUUGGCGUUGCGAUAAACAUGCACCUCCUGAGUUCGGCAAGUCACGAUGAAAACAGGAAUGUCCCCCGGCUCCAACAUCCGCGCAUGGGAGAUGUCCACAUGGCGAAUAUCAAGGAUACGGCCAUCUGAUUUUAGGCCCGCAGUGGUAUAUUGUUUUGCCAGAGCUGCGUACACAUGGAAUUGCGCAUCGGAUAGCCAAAGCUUAAGGGUCUCAGCAUCACCCUUGACGUAGGCAUCUAAAACUUCGGGGAGUAUAUACUCUCGCAUCUCGCGCAAGAAUGGUUCGAUCUGGAAGUUGGGAUCCAUCUGGCGAAAUUUCUUGAUCACCAUUGCGGUUUCGUUCUCGGCGAAGAAGCCCGCCACUCGGUCAGAUAUGCUGCGGGCGGUGGAAAUUAAAGGAUUCUCAGAUUCAUUGUAGGUAUUUUUGAGAUUAAAGUAUUGUUGCAUGAUGCGGCUGGAAUCCCUGAAUUCACGCCAGGAUUCCUUCCAGGCGGCAUCUUUAUGGAC